GUGAACAGUGGGAGGCUGGGGUGGAGUUACAUUUCUGCACUUCAUAAAGGAAGAGCUUGGAAAACGACACUUUGUGUCGGACAAUUAAGUGGAGGCCGCUCGUGGAGAGGAAAAAACAGUUUGCUGUAAGUUUGCGUCUUUCGCUUUCCCGAUAGACUGUGAAAAAUCGCACUUAAUUCUCUUCAAAACCUGAACUUUAAUCGGGCUAAGUAUUAAACUAGACGGUGGUGCAUAUAAAGUAAGUCACAAGGGAACAAAGAUAACGAUAGACGAGAUAAAAAAAAAAAAAAAAGCAAUCGGAACAAGUUCGGCAGGUUCAUCUUUCAGCAAGAAAGGGCGAGAAGUCGUAGAAAUCAAGAGAAGAAAUACUUUGAAGCGAAGGAUGACACCAAAUCUAACAGGCUUCUACAAGAUGGUCUCUCAGGAGAAUAUGGAUGCUUACCUACAAGCACUAGAUAUUAAUAUUGCUUUGCGAAAGAUAGUUUGCCUACUGAAGCCUAACAAAGAGAUUAUCCAUGACCCUGACACUGGUCACAUGAUCAUCCGUACUCUCACCACCUUUCGCAACUUCAAUAUGGACUUCACCCUCGGACAGGAGUUUUCAGAGGACCUCGGCCCCGUGGAUGGACGAAUGUGUCAGACCACGGUGGACUGGGAGGGGAACAAACUGGUGUGUGUGCAGAAGGGAGAGAAGGAGAACAGGGGAUGGACUCAUUGGCUGGAGGGGGAUCUGCUGCACCUGGAGAUGAGGGUGCAAGAUGUGGUUGCCAAGCAGGUGUUCAGGAAGGUGCAGUAGGGGGCACUGUCACAAGGAGGGACUUGGGGACAGGCAGUAAGACUGAUGCUGUACACUCCCAUGAGCCACACAUAACAUUCAGAGCCUAUUAAGGCUCCUCAGAUUGCUAGCAGUUAAAUGGCCUGAUUUCCAUACUUUAAUACAUUAAUAUUUAUAGGCUACAUGGGAUAUUUCAUUUGAAGAAGGUGGCAUUUAGCUGAAUACUUUUGGUACUUCAUUCUGCUCAAACAAAGUCCUACAUCUCAUUGACAGCCUCAUACCUAUUUGCAAGCUUCAUUAAAAAUCUAGUCAUAUCUUAUGUUCAUGCUUUAGCUGAUAUGCUAAAUUGGAUUACAUUACUGUAAUGUUUCUGUAAUUAAGUUUCACAUUGGUCCUGCUGUAUUCCUUUACUGUAUGACACAGUGUUUCCCAAUCCGGUCUUCGGGGACCUCUAGACUGUCCAUGUUUUUGCUCCCUCCAUACUGAGUUGGGAACAUCUAAUAUGUCGUUGUGUUUUGCAUAGGCAUCACAUUCCCAGAGUGUUUUUUUUUGUAUUAAUGCUACUGCUAUUCAUGAACUUUUCUGAAAAGGUAAAAAAAUAUAUAUAUAAAGCAGAAGUAUUUCCUGGAUUUUUAUUGACCAUAUUUUACUUAACGUUCGUUUGAAUUUCUUUGUCUUUUGCCUCUUGUUCUGCUUCUUUCAUUAAAUUAUGUGACUCAA
This is a messenger RNA of Paramormyrops kingsleyae, 1495 nucleotides long. It is a transcript of the gene rbp5, whose product is annotated as retinol binding protein 1a, cellular. Gene Ontology annotation, molecular function: lipid binding. The record is from RefSeq and is a predicted model, not a curated record. NCBI's taxonomy places the organism in Eukaryota, Metazoa, Chordata, Actinopteri, Osteoglossiformes, Mormyridae.